CGAACCGCCCUCCCCAUCAGGUCACUGCGCUUUCCCGACAAAUUAUGAAGACCGUCUUGCGUCCAACCACAAUAGCCAGGCACUAGUUCUCGUUCAUCGUAAUCCAUUCUCCUGCGUUGAUUGCAUCAUGGGAAACGUCUUCAGCCAGUUUUUCUUCAUCCCCUCGCCGACCGUCACGGAGAAAAAUUGCCCGGAUCAAAAAGGACGGGUCUUUCUCGUGACUGGCGGUUACGCCGGCGUGGGGAUUGAGUUGUGCAAGAUACUCUACGCCCACAAUGCCAUCGUUUACGUCGCAGGCCGCUCUUCCUCUAAAGCAGAGAAAGCUAUCACCCAAAUAAAAGAGGCGUCUCCUGAGAGCAGCGGCCGGGCCGAGUUUCUGAAUCUUGACCUGUCCGAUCUCUCGACUAUCAAACCCGCGGUCCAGUCCCUGACUGCUCAAGAACAGCGCCUUGAUGUACUUGUGAACAAUGCAGGCGUUAUGUAUCCUCCCGAGGGCAGCACUAGUGCCCAGGGACACGACCUACAGAUAGCAACCAACUGCCUGGGUCCGUACCUGCUGUACCAGCUUCUCCUGCCUCUUCUCACCAAGACCGCCGCCUCGUCCACAACCGGGUCUGUGCGCGUCGCCUGGGCUGCUUCUAUUGCCGUUCAAGUCGCCAGCCCGAAGCCUCAUGGAAUCGUCAUCGACGAGAGCGGCUGUCCCACGGACCAAGGGGUAUCGGACAAUUACGGCCAGUCAAAAGUGGGAAACGUGUUUUUGGCGAGACACUUCGCCAAGACGACGCCGGAAAACGGCGUCGUUCAUGCGGCUUUCAACCCGGGCAACCUGCGCACGGAGUUACAGCGGCACUGGACCGGUGUGAGUGCCUGGAUCACCGACAAACUCAUCGUGGGCCCGCCAAUAAAUGGAGCAUAUACGGAGCUGUGGACAAUCCUCACGCCCGAGUUAACACCCCCUCUCAGCGGAGCUUAUGUGUACCCUUGGGGGAGGUUUGGCAGUCUGCCAGAAGGAAUCGAAAAUUCUAUGAAUUCAGAAGGCGAAGGUGGAACGGGUGUCGCAGCCAAAUUUGUGCAGUGGUGUCAUCGGCAGACAGAAGCCUUCGCAUAGCCCAAGUACUGCUCUGCGAGUCUGCCCUCUCUAGCAAUAGGCUAUGGGCCUAAAAGCAGGUUGUCCUUUUCGCGGCAAAAACUUGAAAGUAUGGUAGGCUUAGAAGUAGUAUUUUUCUAAAAGAUGUUGGAUACCUUUCA
Molecule: messenger RNA, 1248 nt
Organism: Diaporthe batatas
Lineage: Eukaryota; Fungi; Ascomycota; Sordariomycetes; Diaporthales; Diaporthaceae
Exons: 4
Coding region: 128-1108 (326 amino acids)
Source: RefSeq, a predicted model, not a curated record